Rhodotorula toruloides NP11 is the source of this 1515-nucleotide messenger RNA. RefSeq names its product expansin family protein. The transcript has 14 exons. The coding region runs from base 1 to 1515 and encodes 504 amino acids. The record is from RefSeq and is a predicted model, not a curated record. NCBI's taxonomy places the organism in Eukaryota, Fungi, Basidiomycota, Microbotryomycetes, Sporidiobolales, Sporidiobolaceae.
AUGAGGCAGGCUACGCGCGUGAGAAGCGAGCCAGAGGGUCACUCAACUUUGGAGUGUGCCCGCGUGCUGUCGCUCCGCUCGCGCCUCUCCUGCUCUCCUCUUUCGCCCACUCACCCUCGUCGCUCCUUCUCCUUCUCUCGCCUGCUAACUGGUUCUCGCUUGCUGGACUCACUGUCUCCAACCCACACUCGUUUGCACCCCCCCCCGCCCGCCAUGAAGUCGCUCUCGCUCGCCGCCGCAGCAGUCCUCGCUUCGACCGCCGCUCACGCCUCCUCCCUCCACGACGGACACCGCGUAGAACGCUCACUCGCCAUCCACCGCCGUGGUGCUGCAAAGCUCAACCGCAGGGUCAAGCGCGCCGACUCGUCUUCGUCGACUGAGACGACCGCCAUCUGGUGGGCCGAGGAUGGAUGGCAGGGCGCUUGCGGCGUCGCGACCGACAACGCCGCGAUGCAGGUGGGUCUUCCCCUCUCUGUCUACUCGGACCCGUCUGCCAAGUCGGCGCUCUGCGGAACCACCGCCUACGCUACCAACCCCGCCAACGGUCAGAGCGUCACCGUGACCGUCGUCGACGGCUCGGACCGCACCGACUUCACCACCUUCUCCAAGGCCGCCUACUCGGCUCUCGGCGGAAACCUCGACACGGGAAUGUUGCCCAUCGUCCUCUCGCUCUCCAAGGACGCCGCUGCCGCCGCUAAGAAGGUUGCCGUCGUCAACGUCGCGAGCUCGGCUACGAGCGUCGUCGCCGCUGCCUCGGCCCAGCCGGAGAAGACCUCUGCCCCGGCUGUCCCCGCCUCGACCGUUGUCGCCCAGCAGCAGAAGUCGUCCGACAAGGUCACCCAGGCUCCCACCUCGACUGUCGACGCCGUCGCCUCGUCCGCCGCCGCCAAGAAGGCUUACGAGUCCCAGCAGGCUCAGGUUCUCGCUGCUUCCCAGGCUUCCGCCGACGCCGCUGCCGCCGCCGCCUCGUCCAAGGCUGCUGCUGACGCCGCUGCGUCUUCUUCUGCUGCUGCCGCCGCUGCUGCUUCGUCCAAGGCCGCUGCCGAUGCCGCUGCUUCUUCCUCCGCCGCCGCCGCUGCUGCCGCUUCGUCCAAGGCCGCCGCCGACGCAGCCGCCUCUUCUUCUUCCGCCGCCGCUGCCGCCGCUGCCAAGGCCACUCAGGACGCGAACCCCAACAAGGGCGGAAACGGCGGUGGAAACGGCGGAAAGGUCUUUUCGGGUGGAAUCGCCACGUUCUUCUACCAGAACGGAGUGGCAGGCAACUGCGGCGCCGUCAACCCCGACUCGGCACUCAUCGUCGCACUCCCGACGGCCACUUACGCCAACGGCGCACACUGCGGUCAGACUGUUACCAUCACCCGUGUCGACACGGGUAACUCGAUCCAGGCCAAGGUGGCGGAUUCGUGCCCGACUUGUGAUAAUUCGUCCUGCCUCGACUUGAGCACGGCUGCUUUCAAGGCUCUUGGCGGAACUGACGCUAUGGGUGUCUUCGACAUCACCUGGCACUUCAACUAA